This is a messenger RNA of Saccostrea cuccullata (small rock oyster), 794 nucleotides long. Its product is annotated as alpha-mannosidase 2-like. Gene Ontology annotation, molecular function: carbohydrate binding; alpha-mannosidase activity. Gene Ontology annotation, cellular component: Golgi membrane. The annotation marks the transcript as partial. Gene Ontology annotation, biological process: carbohydrate metabolic process; protein deglycosylation; N-glycan processing. The transcript is spliced from 6 exons. Lineage: Eukaryota; Metazoa; Mollusca; Bivalvia; Ostreida; Ostreidae. The record is from RefSeq and is a predicted model, not a curated record.
AUGAAGACAGAGCGUAUCAUCAGAGCGUCCUCUGAUGGCUCCUGUCAAGGCAGAGAGAGUGGAAAUCUUCAAGGUGCCAUCAGAGGCAAUCAUUGCUACCAUCUACAACUAUCAGAUGAAACGAAGAACCAUACUCUUUCAGAUGACAUCAAAAAGAAGUCUUGUUUGCAGCUAAAACACCUUCCAGAAGACAACAAAGUUGUUCUGAUGAAGAAAUGGGAGGGGGAGAUAAGAAAUUUCACAGCCCCUCAUUUGAUAACCUCUUCUGAUGCUCUGUCAAAGGAGGACGGACAGAGAGUGUCCAUUUGUGAAGUUGUAAAGGAAAUAGAUGAUUUCUAUGGCAAACACAAAAAGAAAUCUGACAUCGACCCCUACUGGACAGAGCCCACUACAAUGUCUGAAGGGCGAUUUAAGCUGUCCUUUGUUGCUGAGGUCCCUGCUCUAGGAAUCGCUCGGUACCAGAUCACACAGAAGGAACAUAACUCUCAUAACAGCCACAGUAAAGUCACAUUCUACAACAGUGGAGAUCCCUCCUCUGACUCUGCAUUUAAAGUAGAAAGGAAAAGUUCUGCGGAGUUCAGCCUUGAAAACUUGUUUCUGAAAGUGACGUUCUCUGGAACCACUGGACUGCUGAGGACAGUAACAACUAAAUCCUCAGGUGAUUCCCACAGGUCAGAGGUCAGCUUCCAGACGUACGGAGCGCGCUCAGGAAAGGAACGUAGCGGAGCCUACCUGUUCAUACCUGAUGGACCAGCAAAGGUAAUCAAGUUACUGAUAGAAGUUAUUGUACAAAA